ACAGUCUUUUUUUGCUUUGUAACCACGGACCACGUAAUUAGCGUACAGCACGCUUAUUGCUUAAAUACUAACAACAAACAUGGCGGAUGAUCACAUUGACGCAGAUCAAUCCAUGGAGGGGCAUACUCCUGUCGCUGAAAACCCUCAUGCUGAAUAUGGUCUGACAGAAAACAUUCAGAGAAUAGUGGAAAACGAGAAAGCUAAUGCAGAGAAGGUGUCAAAGCAGAAAGUGGACCUGCAGUCUCUCCCUACACGGGCAUAUCUUGAUCAGACAGUUGUACCCAUCCUUCUUCAAGGGUUAUCCGUACUGGCCAAGGAAAGACCUCCAAAUCCAAUCGAGUUUUUAGCAGCGUUCCUCCUGAAGAACAAAUCACAGUUUGAAGAUCGAAAUUAAGCCCCUGGAUGGAAUUUGGCAAUUCGAGGCCAUGUUUGAAGUCAAGAACUUAGCUAUAUUUGUUUCAUUGGUUGUGUUUGCUAACGAUACAGACUUUUUUUUUUUACUAGAAUAAAAACCGUGCUGCCGAGAA
This is a messenger RNA of Hypomesus transpacificus, 527 nucleotides long. RefSeq names its product dpy-30 histone methyltransferase complex regulatory subunit (gene dpy30). Gene Ontology annotation, cellular component: Set1C/COMPASS complex. The transcript has 5 exons. Bases 80 to 394 code for a protein of 104 amino acids. The record is from RefSeq and is a predicted model, not a curated record. Lineage: Eukaryota; Metazoa; Chordata; Actinopteri; Osmeriformes; Osmeridae.